Naegleria fowleri is the source of this 1959-nucleotide messenger RNA. RefSeq lists its product as uncharacterized. The transcript is spliced from 2 exons. Bases 1 to 1959 code for a protein of 652 amino acids. NCBI's taxonomy places the organism in Eukaryota, Heterolobosea, Eutetramitea, Acrasida, Naegleriidae. The record is from RefSeq and is a predicted model, not a curated record.
AUGAAAGCCUCCACUUCUUUGCACCGGCCUCAUCCGAAGAACCGUAAGAACUACAAUGAACAACCUCAACACCAAGACUCAUUAGGAAAACACGAUCUGCAUCAUUACGAUAUGGUGGAAUCGUUGUUGUUUCAUCAGGUACAUUUGGGUCCGUUCUUGAAUGAUCCUCCCAUGAUCACACAAUUCUCUCGGAGUAAAAUUAAUUAUUUGGAUCAUCACUUGUUUGUGAGGGAUUUACAAUUUUCAACGACGGGAACAAUGCAGAAACAACAACAACAACAACAUCAUUAUCACUACUCGGAAAUUCAUCAUCAUACAAGAUCCUUUACCAAUAUCCUUUCAAAUGAAAAUGUUCAUAUUUCGGGAUUUGAUCCAAAUUAUGUGGAUCAUGUUCAUGUUAUUCAUCGAUUUCAUAAGAGUGGAAAUAGUCAUUUGUUUUAUGCUACGUAUCAACAUGUGUUGAUGAUUAUUGAGGCAGGAAGAGUGGUGUAUACUGCAGAAAUGAAUCGUUGUUUAGAUGGUGGUAGUAAUGGAGAUUCUCAUGUUGCCACGAAUCAUGAAACGAACAACCAUUCACAACAGAAAACAAACAACAAUGAUGAUAAGAAGGACUCGAACACUUCUCCUUCAUCUGUCAGUCACUCUAUCAAUAAUGUUCAAGUCAAGGAAGGUUUGACAGAGAGCAAUAUUCACUUCUUUUAUUUUGUAAUAUGUACAGAUCAAUGUGUAAAAAUUAUGAGAUGGGAGAAAAUUCAUAAGGACAGUAUGAAACAAUUAAUGAAAAUUGAAAGAAAGGGUAAAAGAGCAUUACAAUCGAGUAUGAUCAGAGAUUUAUUAUGUGUAAUAUGGGAAGAUGGCCUUGUCGUCUACAAAAUUUCAUAUUCAAAGGGAAAAUUUGAGCCAAUUUCUAAUAUAUUGUUGUGUGGAGGAAAAAUUCGACAAUUGCUUGCGGUUGAAGCGGAAGGAUGGAUCGUUCUUCAAGAGACCUCCAAGCGAGUUCUAGAAUUACCUCCGCAUCAAGACUCUUCCAAGAAUAACAUUGAUUCUGCAGUAACAACAAGUGACAUCACUCUAGUGGAGAACAACGUAAAUGAAGAGGAACGGACAAUUACUGACAACAAUUCUUCUCAAGUGAAUGAAAUUAUUGAACUCGUUAAAAAGCCCAAGGUACCCAAAGUCAAGCCUCUCUUGUUAAAUAAUUCACUCAUACUUCCAGAGCUAGACUUUUCCAUUAGUAAUGAUGAAGAGAAUCAUGAAAAGUAUCCAACAAAAAUUGUUUUUAUCAAAGUGGAGCAAAAUUCUCAAAUCAGGAUUGCUAACGAAGAGACUGGUAUUUUCACCACAUUUCCAGAUAUGAUUUAUGGAGCACAUGAUAGGCUCCAAAAUUCCAUCUUUCACGUUGUGACAUCUAAUAGGACAGAACCACAACUCGAAUACAUUGAAUACAAUUAUAAAUCACCACAGGAUUCACAAACUCAAUUGCUGGGCCUAGAAAAGGAUCAACGACUGCUCGGUCUCGACAUUAGCCAUCAACAGCCAGGCCUAGAUAAUGUUUUAAUCAUUCGAGCGCUCUCUGGAAAACGAGAAAAACAAGCGGGAGGAAUAUUCUUUUGCAACUUUAAGAAUGCAUUAGAAAAUUUUGAAAACGUUUCUCUAACCAAGUUCUUGAGGAAAAUUAAUCUUAAGGAAGAUCCAAAUGUUGCCACGCCAGUGACACCUUAUUUGAAUAAUUCUCCAAGAGGAGAUCCAUUUGGAAGCAUUUCUACUCCAGCGGCUGGAGUUACAGUGUCCUCUCCAAUACUCUUGCAUCAACAAAAUAAUCUGGUCAACAUGAUUUUACGAGAGUUGCGGGAAAUGCGAACGAGUAUGGAUGUCAAAUUGGAUAAUAUUCUCACAGAAAUGCACUCUCUCGAAAAUAGAGUGAAACGAAUAGAAAAUCAUUUGGAAAGCCAUAAGUAA